UGUAAACAUGGCCGAUGUUUUUUGAUUUGUCUGGAAAUGAAUGUUGCUCGGUCUAUUUUAAGUCUCUGAUCGUGAAUGCUAAGACAUUUUACGAAGCUACUGGCACGUCAGAGCUUCCGAACUAUGGCUACAAAAGAAACCGGGCAUUUGAAAUGUGCUACGUUUAAUAUUCUUGCUCCUUGUUAUAAAGUUCUUGACAAGUGCCAAUGGACACUAUGGUACCAGAAAGAAAGUUCAUAUCCUGAUCAAUACAUACCUCGUUUUGAAGCCAUCAUACAGUUGUUACAGUCGGAAGACGUCGAUGCGCACAUAGUUUGCUUCCAGGAGUUCUGGUUCAAGGAUUUCGUUUUUAACUUGUUUAGGGAAAAAUUGGGCCAUCGAUAUGAAAUUGUUCAACUUAAACGGCUUGGUUUCAAAUCAGACGGCCUUGUCAUGCUUGUUGAUAAAAGUUACAAGGUUAAAUAUGUAGAAAAUAUUACGUUUAAUGAUGCCGCAAACCGGGUAGGAUUAUUGGUGCACAUUGAAUUGCCUUCAAAAUACGAGGUGAUUGUGGUUACCUCACAUUUGGCAUACGGAGAUGGAUACGUGGACCAAUAUCUGAGGCUGACCGAAGCAAAGAAAUUAAUGGAUGCGAUUGAAACAUAUGCUAGAAGAAAUCGCAACAUUCCAAUUAUUUUAGCUGGAGAUUUGAACGGUCCUGAGGACAGCCCUGUUUGUGAGUGUAUUUUCGAGGAGGAUUUUGAAUCGGCUUUUAAGACUGUUCAUGGAAAAGAACCAAAAGUGACACACAAAGAUCAUUCGGAAAAUUGUACUGCGGUUGACUUCAUAUUUUAUCGAAGUUCGUCAAAGUGUGUUCUAAGGCCAACUGAUGCAAAGUUAUUCCCUACAGAAUAUGGACAUGAAGAAUGGCCUGCAGAAUUCACUCUCUCAGAUCACAGAUUGCUCACAGCUGAGUUUGAUUUAGUUGAAAAAAAAUAGCAACUAGAUAUAUCAGUGUUUCAAUUAAUAAUUGUAUUAUGUUAAUAGUAAUAAUAGUUAAUACUACAGUGCAGUAAAUUGAGGUGAAAUAUACAAAAUCUUACUGUAGAUGUAUAUAGCCUUAGGGCAUUUACCUUUAAAAUUAAAGAAGUGUCCAGUUCAGUAAAAUUUUCAUUCUGGAUAAAGUAUAAAUGAUACAAGGUAAUGUUGACAUAGUAGCUCAAUCCGAAGGAAAAUUUCCACCCUAAACCAAAUAUAACUAUGCACCAAUUGAAUUGAUAACUAUAUUACUUACCAUUACCUGCCUA
Molecule: messenger RNA, 1286 nt
Organism: Dendronephthya gigantea
Lineage: Eukaryota; Metazoa; Cnidaria; Anthozoa; Malacalcyonacea; Nephtheidae
Exons: 9
Coding region: 76-978 (300 amino acids)
Molecular function (GO): poly(A)-specific ribonuclease activity
Source: RefSeq, a predicted model, not a curated record